AUCUCGGGGGAGGCGAGGGAGGGAGAAGAGAAAGGAGGGAAAAGGUGGGAGCGGAGAGGGUUCUCCGUUGCUCCUAUUGGCCGGCGCUCCGCCGAAGAGAAACGCCUUUCUCAUUGGCUGAAGGGAAGAGGGCGCCUGUGUCCUGUUGGUUGCGGGGCUCGCGCAGCCUUAGACGAUUUCGCUCGCUUCUCCCUUACGGGUGGGCGGGGCUCCACUUUCCCCGGCGCUUGGCGGCGACGGCGGCCUGAGGUGAGGAGUGGAACUGUGUAGCGGCUUGGAUGGAUGAGGUUUUCCGCCGAGAAUCUGAAAAACAGCAACAUGAACUUCUGUGUGGGUGCUUCCUGACAGAAGAUUGGUGCUAAAAGAAAGAAUCUACAGUCUUCAGCUAGCAGGAUUUUGACAAUUCUCCAGUUGCCUUGGGAGCUGGGGAGGUUGCUGUCUCUGAGCAGAUAUUUGCCAUUUUCUGCCUGGAUGCAAAGCAGUACUUGAAUCACAUCUGCUACUUUCAUACUUGAGGAACCAUAUUCUUUGCUGUCUAAUCAGACAUUAAAUAAGACAAGCUAUUAUGUCUAAGAAGCAAAACCAAAAAGAUUUGUCAGGAUUUAUUUUUGAUGUGCAGUCAAACACCGUGAUGGCCCAAGGAGGUACCUUUGAAAAUAUGAAAGAGAAGAUUAGUGCUGUGAGAGCGAUAGUCCCGAACCGCAGCAACAAUGAGAUUAUCCUAGUGCUGCAACACUUUGAUAAUUGUGUAGAUCGAACCGUACAGGCUUUCAUGGAAGGUAGUGCUACUGCAGUGUUGAAAGAAUGGACGGUAACUGGCAAGAAAAAGAACAAAAAGAAGAAGACCAAAUCAAAACCCCCCGCAGAAUCAAGUGUCAACCUUCCCGACUCCAGCAAGCCAGCCAUCACUGAAGAAGAACAGUCUGCAGUUUCAUCAGAGAAGGGUGGGAUUAACGGUUACCAUGUCAAUGGUUCGGCCAAUGACACAGAGUCUGUGGAUUCACUCAGUGAAGGCUUGGAGACACUUUCCAUUGAUGCGAGAGAGUUAGAAGAGAGCGAGCCUGCUACACCUGACACUCCUGAUGGGGCAGCAUUGUUACAGUUUGAAAAUGGAAUAACCAACUUGAGUCCAAAAUCUGCAAGCACGCGGUCUUCCCAGAAUACCCAGUCCCUCAGAGUGCAACCUGAAUUGAGAAAUGCUGGCAAGCCACUCUCCAGAUCUGCUUCCAGCACCCAGUCUCCAGCUCCCUCAUCCCUAACAAUGCUGGAUGAGGUCCCUGUGCCCCCUGGAAACAAAAAACUAGGUUCCAAUAUUGAAAAAUCGGUAAAAGACCUCCAGCGAUGCACCGUGUCACUGUCUCGAUAUCGGGUUGUGGUUAAAGAAGAGAUGGAUGCUUCCAUUAAGAAAAUGAAGCAAGUCUUUGCAGAGCUGCAGAGUUGUCUCAUGGAUCGAGAAGUAGCCCUACUUGGUGAAAUGGACAAAGUAAAGGCAGAAGCAAGUGGCCAUUUGGAACACUUUGCGGAUCAGUGGGACCAGAUAACAUCGGACGCCUGGGUCAGGUCAACCGUCAGGUACGGCCUACCCCUAGAGUUUCUCUCCCUGCCCCCAAUGUUCUUUAGGAUCUUUCCCCCGUCUCAGGAUCCGGUUUGCCGCUGCCUCAUGUCACUAGCCAUUCAACAUCUGCUGGACAUUCUGGUGGUGGAGACGGUUCCAGGGGCGGAACACAGAAUGGGCUUACUCCAACCUGUUUGUUGUCCCGAAGAGCUUGGGGGGAUGGAGGGCGAUCCUGGACUUCAAAUGACUCAAUCGCUACCUGGUCUACAGGUGAUUCAAAAUGUCUUCCCUCAAGUCAAUCCUCCAAGGGGUCAGGCGGGGCAACUAUCUGGCAUCAGUGAACUUAACGGAGUCCUACCUCCACAUUCCAAUUCUGCGCUCCCAUCGCAGGUAUCUCAGAUUUUCCCACAACUGGUUUCACUACCAGUAUCGUGCCCUUCCAUUCAGCCUAGCCUUAGCCCAUCGCACUUUCACGAAGGUCCUGGCGGCAUUGGCAGCUCACCUCAGGUCCAUCCCGGUGAGACUCCAAUGCUACCUAGACGACAUGCUCAUUCAGGCCCAAUCACAGACGCAGAUGGUCCUUGACCUUCAGCUGACCAUCCAACUCUUCAAUCUCUAGGGUUUUCCGUCAACUUCCCCAAGAGCCAUUUAUCUCCCAUGACAUGAAUUCUUCACUUAGGGACAGUUAUAGACUCCCGGGCGGGCCUCGUCUGCCUAUCGUCAGACCGUCUCUCCAGCCUCCAGUCUCUGGUUCGGCAGGUACACACAAGUCGGUCCGUUUCCAUACUGACCUUGGCCUGUCUCCUAGGCAAGAUGGUGUCGUGCAUAAGGAUAGUGCCCUGCGCGCGGCUGCAUUCAAGGACUCUUCAAUGGACUCUCAUUCCAUACCAACGCAAACGAUUGAGCAACUCGUUGAAGUCCAUCCACCUCACACCAGAAGUUCAUUUGUCCCUGGGUGGUGGCUGUCCCUGGCCUUGCAUCGCAGGUCUGAGUUUUGGGAGCCGGACCGGGUGACAAUCACAACAGACACGAGUCUAUUCAGCUGGGGGACCCUGAUGGGAUCCAGACUGGCGCAGGGUCAAUGGUCGAUUUCAGACCAGCGCCACAAUAUAAACUGGUUGGAACUAAAGACAGCCCGUCUGGCCCUCCGGCAUUUCAGGGACUUGAUCGCUGGCCGCCACGUGCUCCUCUUGAUGGACAAUGUAGCAACAAAAGCACAUGUGAACCAUCAGGAGGGCACUCACUCACUGAGUCUGUGGCUGGAAGCCCUACGCCUCAGUUCCUGGGCAGAGAGACAUUUAGCGUUGGUGGUCUCGGAGCACAUUUCGGAUACGGCCAAUCACCAGGCCGACUGGCUGAGCCGUGCGAUAAUUGACCACAGCGAAUGGUAGCUCCAGCGUGAACUGUUCCACAAGAUCUGCCAACAAUUCGGCACACCUCUGGUGGACUAAUUUGUAACCCCGGCCAACGCACAGCUCCCGAGAUUUUUCUCACGCUCCCUGGCCUGGAAUGAGGAAAGGGUAGACGCCCUCAGGAGCAGAUGGCUGCCAGGCCUCCUUUAUGCCUUUCCCCCUCUUCCCCUCAUCCCAGGGACCCUGAGGAAGGUAGUGGUGGAGAGGGCGUCCAUCAUCCUGAUAGCUCCUUAUUGGCCCAGACGGCCUUGGUGUGUGGACCUUGUCCAACUGUCCAUCUCCCCUCCCUGGAGGAUUCCUCGGAAGGAGGUUGCCUUGUGUCAGGGGGUCCCCAGUGGCUCCACUUGACUGCCUGGCACUUGAGCGAUGCCUCCUGAAGAAUGCAAACCUAUCCCCUCAGAUCAUAGCAACCAUCAAGGCCUCCAGGCGACCGUCACCACAUAAAUAUACAAUUCCACAUGAUCCACUUUCAUUGUGGUGUAUUUCCCUGGAUAUUUGCCCAACUGAGGCUUCGGUGGCUCAGGCCCUCGAUUUCUUGCAGAAGGGCUUGGAUGGGGGGCUAUCCCAUAAUACCAUACAAUGCCAGGUGGUGGCCCUGUCCUCGGUCCUUCCUGGGGACUACCUCCCCCCCCUCCCAUCUCCCACUAAUCAAAAGAUUCCUGAAGGGAGCUGCAAAUCUUCAGCCCCCUCUCCCCCUGUACAUAGAUUUCCCAUGUGGGACCUUCCCUUAGUAUUAAGGGCUCUGCAGGGGUUCCAUUUGAACCAUUGUGGAUGGUCCACCUCAGGUUCCUAUCAUUGAAGGUGGCGUUCUUAGUUGCCGUAAUUUCGGAGUUAGGGGCCCUGUCAUCCAAAGACGAUCUUUAUCAGUUUCAUCAAGAUAGAGUGGUCCUACACCUGGACCCAACCUUCCUCCCAAAGAUCAAUUCCCCUUCCACCAGACGCAGGAGGUCAUCCUUCCCAACUUUUACCCUGUCCCCUCUCAUGAGUGGGAGCAUCUUUGGCACUGAUUAGAUGUACACCGUGUCCUGCUUAUUUAUCUUAGGCGCACAGCAACCUUUCGCAGGUCUGAGGCCCUUUUCAUCUCAUUUCAGCCUGCCUCCCUGGGGCUCAGUAUCAUUGGCUACAGUUGGUAGGUGGUUACACCAGGCUAUCCUCCACCUAUGAGUCCUCUGGCAAGACUCCUCCCUCUGGGAUCACGGCCCACUCUACACACAGCGCUACUACCACAGUGGCUUGGGCCACUAGGGCCCCGUUCGAGGACAUUUGUCGAGCGGCCACUUGGUCAUCCCCAACCACCUUUAUCAGACACUAUUAUUUAGAUUCUUUCGCAUCUGCGGAUGCAUCCUUUGGGCCCAGGGUCCUCCAGCAGGUGGCAACCGCCCCUCCCCCUGAGGCUUAAUUCCCUCCCUGGGACUGAGCUUGGGUAUGUCCCAUGCGUAACCCCUCCCUCAAUUCUACUGGUAAAAGAACGUUGGUCCUUACCUGAACAUUCGUUUUAAGUAGAAUUGAGGGAGGGGUUACAUCCCUCCCUAGUUAAACCUUAGGUAGCUAGACAGGUGGAGGGUUGAGGCGGUCUUUUGCAGGUUCUUCAUACGACAUCGAGGAAACUGGGAACCAAUGGGGAAAGGUGGAGCAUUAAAGAAAUUUCCCUCAGUCUCUGGACCAAUCAGGCUUAGAUGAUAUCCCACGCGUAACCCCUCUCUCAAUUCUACUUAAAACGAAUGUUCAGGUAAGGACCAACGUUCUUUCUCCUUACAAACACAGUGUUAAACAGAGUGCUGCUAUGUUGUGCAUUUAUACGCUGAUUUACUUAUCCUGAAUGAAAACUAUCACUGUCUCAUUCUCUGUGACCAUUCCAACUGGUACGAAACUUCUAGAGUCCAAAUAUGCUAAAAAGUGGAAGAAUAAAAAUGUGCCCAAUUGUCUGAUUUGAGACUUGAAUCAAUAUUUGUGAUCCUAUAAUCUUCAUAUCUAAAUAAACUUGUGGCUACCUGUGUUUUAAACGAAGCAAUUCCCAUUAUCUCUCUCAGUAGAAAAACUGGAGUUGUUUCUGUUUUAGUUCCCCGGGGCUUUAUUUCGCAUCUGCAUGGUUUUCUUCUCACAAGACAAAAUAACUGCUUUGAUAUAACAUGUUUCAUUGGGAAAAGAAUACAGGAGAAAAGAGUUAUAAACUUCACCCUGGCCCACCCAUUGCAAUCAAGCAAACAACCGGUUUGACUUUAAAAAAAAAUAAUUAAAGGGGGGAGAGAGAAAAAGAAAGCAAAAAGACUUUAUUCACAGAUUUUUUUGAGUUUGAGCUACAUAAGUAUCUAACAAUUUAAGGAACUUAAGAAUUCUCACCCUGUUGCCUAGGUAAUUGCCCCCUGACAUUUAACUCCAGUCAUCUUAGGCAUUUUCCAAGGCCUCAAGCAUUUUUCAGAUGUAUUGCAGAGCUGGAACUGACCUUCGAAGGAUAAACUAAAAUAUCAGGGAAAGGGGAGAAUAAGGGCAGGCAGGAAUUAGAAUUGCAGCAACUUAGACAUUGUUUUCUGCUUUAAUUGGUUAAUUAUUGUAUUUAUUAUAAACAUGAUUGUCUUUUUGGGGUUCUGUUUUACAUUAUAGUGGAAAUCCUAAGCAGCCGCCAAAAGAAGGCAGAGGCCCUGAAGAAACUAACUGACGUAGCAGUCCGAAUGUCAGAAGAGCAAUUGGUAGAAC
This is a messenger RNA of Thamnophis elegans (Western terrestrial garter snake), 5661 nucleotides long. RefSeq names its product spermatogenesis associated serine rich 2 (gene SPATS2). The coding region runs from base 566 to 2140 and encodes 524 amino acids. The transcript is spliced from 10 exons. Gene Ontology annotation, cellular component: cytoplasm. Gene Ontology annotation, molecular function: protein binding. The record is from RefSeq and is a predicted model, not a curated record. NCBI's taxonomy places the organism in Eukaryota, Metazoa, Chordata, Lepidosauria, Squamata, Natricidae.